Molecule: messenger RNA, 861 nt
Organism: Quercus robur (English oak)
Lineage: Eukaryota; Viridiplantae; Streptophyta; Magnoliopsida; Fagales; Fagaceae
Product: pollen-specific leucine-rich repeat extensin-like protein 2
Exons: 4
Coding region: 1-861 (286 amino acids)
Source: RefSeq, a predicted model, not a curated record
AUGGCUUCCUUUACUUUGGUGACUCUCAUGCUUCUUACCUUGCUAGCCACCUUGGCUCUCGCUCAGGCUCCAGGAUCCGCACUAGCCUCAUCACUAACCAAGUCUCCAUCUCCAACUUCUUCUCCACCGUCUUAUGCUCCUGCUCCCACCUCAAAGCCACCAACUCCCUCUUUGGCUCCAACUCCAUCCACCACUCCUUCGUCGCCUUCCUCCGCUCUGUCAACCUCGCCUCCGGCUCCUCCCCCACUGAUCACCCCAACCCCCUCCAAUGCACUAACCAGCUUAAAGAAAAUUGCAUCUCUUAAGCUUGACAAGAAAAUUUUGCUUGUGAAUUUGUUUGAUGCUACUGAACUUUUGAAUGAUGUGAAGAAUGAGACCAUGCUUUUGCUUGAAAAAGUUAAGAAUUUGGAACAUGAACUAUCUAUUGUUAGAGAACAAACUGAUAGGUCUGCAAGCUCCAAACUUGAUCACAUGCUGAGUGUUCAAAAGUCUCUCUCUGACAAAACUGACUUAGGUUUAAAUGACUUCCCCGCUUUUGAGCCCGUACACAUUAUUGCUCCCAUAAGUGCCACUUUUCUUAGGCAGAGGGUUGCUCAGAUGAGAGAGAGCUCUAAACGCCCUCAAGUUAAGCCUUCUGGUACCGCACACCCUCCUUCUUCUACAGGUACUACUUCUGGUGAGGCGUCUGCUGAUCCUGUUGGUGCUACUGUUGUUUUUGUUCCUCCACCAUCUACUUCGGAUGACUUUGAUAUUCGUCGUACAUUGGAAACUGUCAUGACCGUUCAGGCGGCUCAUGGCACGCGUGAGAGUCUAGAAAGGUCACGGCGAUUGGUUUUACAUCAUGGGGAAUUCGAGAAGUGA